Molecule: messenger RNA, 464 nt
Organism: Polyodon spathula (Mississippi paddlefish)
Lineage: Eukaryota; Metazoa; Chordata; Actinopteri; Acipenseriformes; Polyodontidae
Product: hypoxanthine-guanine phosphoribosyltransferase-like
Exons: 3
Biological process (GO): GMP salvage; hypoxanthine metabolic process; guanine salvage
Molecular function (GO): hypoxanthine phosphoribosyltransferase activity; magnesium ion binding
Source: RefSeq, a predicted model, not a curated record
UGUGGGCUAUGUGGUUGUAAUGCAAGCCUGUGCUGUUUCUGUGGUUGCUCUAUAUUUGGAUUCUGUCUCAACAGCUUGCUGGUGAAGAGGACGCCCAGGAGCGUUGGCUACAGACCAGACUUUGUAGGAUUUGAAGUUCCUGACAAGUAUCUAGUGGGAUACGCGCUAGACUAUAACGAGUACUUUAGAGAUCUCAAUCAUAUCUGUGUGAUCAGUGAACAUGGCAAAGAGAAGUACAAAGAGUGAAGAGCCCAGACGAACGCCUAGCUGGGAAUGAUUAUAUUAUUAUGAAUUAUUAGACUGUUUUAUAUUUUAAAAGCAGUGGUUUAAGGAUCCAUUUUGUAUUUACAGUUUCUUGGCACAGGACCCAGCCAUCGUCCCCCACACACCCUGCAGGCUGCUGUCACUCUCGAACCCGUAGCCAGCCACUCGCUCUCCCAAACGUUUUAGAGACAGGCGCGUUU